UAUCGUCCAAUUUUCAGAUUAUAUCUUUCAAACUUUGAACUUUCGCUAUUUAUCGUUACUACAUUUUUAUUUUUCCACAAACAAGAUUGUCACAUCUUUGACAAUGGCGAGGCAAAAGAAGCAAAAGAAGCAGCAGCUUUCUUCCUGUGAUAGCUCGGGCUACGAAGGUGAUGACGAAGGCCACGGUUCCAGGCUUAUCAGCCCUACUUUAUUUCGUAUUACCACUUUUAUUAACCCUUUCGAUGAGACAGUCCAGGAGUUACGCCCAUGUGACCGGCGUCUAUCUUCCACUGGCAAUUUUCAGCCUGAUAUGGAUGCUCAUAUCGCUAAUACUGUUGAAGUUGAACAUGAAGCUCCUCCUCCGUUGAAAUUCAUACCGCCAAACGAUAACGCUCAGAAUUCUUCAGGUUUCGUACACAAAUUCACUCACAGUCCUACUAUAAUUAUGGGGCAGGAGAAUCAUGGAGAUGGAGACAACACUGCUGUGAAAAACAAUGGCAUUAGGGUUUACGAUAACAAGCUCAAAAGAUGCAUGAGAGCAAAAGUCCCUCUCUACAGCAGAGUUGCUAAAAGAAUGAAAGAAUUCAUAGGAGUUCAUUAUUACAAACGGACAAAUCGAUGGGAAGCUUACAUGUGGCUUAACCAUCUAGAAAGACAGCUAUGGUUUGGGCAACAUUUCAUCCCUGAAGCUGCAGCAAGAACUUCUGACAAAGCUCAACUUGUUCUACGAAAGGAUUUCGAGAUAAGGCUCAACUAUACGCAAGAUGAUUAUGACAUGGACUUUAUCCGAGAAUGGAAAGAUUUAGCGUUGGAGGAUUUAGAAAAAAUGCUCCGGGAACAAGCAAAGGAUUAUUCGGAAGGCUGCACCGUGGGUCUAAAGGAUACGGCUGCAAAUCUGCUUAGGCGCCAGAUAAUUGAGUUCAGAGAGUCCAUAGAGAGGAGAAAGAAGAUAAUUUGAUCAAGUAGUAGAUAUCGACGUAUUUGAACAACGAUUUCACUGGAUUCUAUCGAUUCAGAAAAAAAAUAUGGUUCUCUUCAUGUUCCAAAUUUCAAAGGCGCCAGCCAAGACGGUUUGGCUGGGGGCGCUCCUGUAAAUUUGUUCUUGACAAUUGCAUACCUCACCCGAAAAAACAACUGCAGCAAAAUUCACUCCAAACUGCUUGGAAUGAAUCUGUAUAUGCAAGCUUAUGAUA
This is a messenger RNA of Cryptomeria japonica (Japanese cedar), 1193 nucleotides long. RefSeq lists its product as uncharacterized. Lineage: Eukaryota; Viridiplantae; Streptophyta; Pinopsida; Cupressales; Cupressaceae. Gene Ontology annotation, molecular function: DNA-binding transcription factor activity; DNA binding. Gene Ontology annotation, biological process: regulation of DNA-templated transcription. The transcript has 6 exons. The coding region runs from base 104 to 958 and encodes 284 amino acids. The record is from RefSeq and is a predicted model, not a curated record.